Molecule: messenger RNA, 865 nt
Organism: Anopheles darlingi
Lineage: Eukaryota; Metazoa; Arthropoda; Insecta; Diptera; Culicidae
Exons: 2
Coding region: 111-701 (196 amino acids)
Source: RefSeq, a predicted model, not a curated record
UCUAUCAACAAAUCUCUUGCUUCCCAAAUCAAUUAAUGGCGGUGGACAGCAUCAACGCAGUUAAUCUAUUAUAAAAACAACUAGACGCUGGUGUACUAAGCUCAUACAGAAUGGAAUCCUUACCUAGUAAAGUCGUUAUCUGCUUAGCAUUAAAGUGUUUUCUGCUGGCCGUGGUUCUGGUUGUGGUUCCAUCGAGCUUCUCCCUGGCAUCCUCCGUCCAGGUGAUGUACGAAAGAGUGGAUCAAUACAAUGGUAGCGACUACCUUGUGUUUAAGAAUUUGCGAAUCCGCAAGUUCAAUCGUACGAUUUCUGUGUUGGAUGGCGAGUUCGAGUUGUUUCACGACUUGAACGAUAGUUACGCUCUUUCGUUGGUGCUUUCGUACAGCACCCUGGGCAAUAAUCAGUUCAUUCGAUCACCGUUCCGAAUUCCACAGCAGAAAUUUUGUCAAUUUUUGAACACAACGUACAGAGAUUAUCGCGAGUUUUACCGCAACACCACCAACUUCCCCGACGUAGGCACCUGCCCGAUGCCCGGUCAGCUGUACUAUAUUCGGAAUAAAGUGCUGGACGUUAACUUGAUCAAUCCAGCAUUUCCGAAAGGUCUUUGGCGUGUUGAUAUUUUGAUUUUCCACGACGGAGAAGAUUAUCCAAUCGUAACGGUAGAGAUGUAUAUUAAAGUCACUCACGAGGAUGCCUUUUAGGUGCAUGAAUUCCCGUUUGCGCAUGCUUUUUGUAACAAACAAAGCGGGAAUGUUUUUCAAUUUAUUUCAUCUAUUAAUAAGUAGUCUUAUUGUUAUGUUACAAAUCUCUCUGAUAAGAAGAGAACCACCAUGCACCAUGAUUUGAUGCAUUUUCUGUCUCUGGU